Messenger RNA from Scedosporium apiospermum, 294 nucleotides. RefSeq lists its product as uncharacterized. Gene Ontology annotation, biological process: intra-Golgi vesicle-mediated transport. The transcript is spliced from 2 exons. Lineage: Eukaryota; Fungi; Ascomycota; Sordariomycetes; Microascales; Microascaceae. Bases 1 to 294 code for a protein of 97 amino acids. The record is from RefSeq and is a predicted model, not a curated record.
AUGUCCGAAGCCUACGAACGCGAACGCCAAAACAACGCCCGCCUAGACGAGCUCUCCUCCAAGGUGUCCGCCCUCCGCGGCAUAACCGUCGACAUAUACGACAACGCCCGCGCCCAAGAUGUCAUCGACAACACUUCCGAGACCUUCUCUUCCAUGACUACGUCCCUAAAGGGCUCUGCUACCCGACUAGGAAGGAUGGCUGCUUCGGGGAAUAAAGUCGCUGUGUUGAAGUUGUCAGCUAUACUUAUUGGCAUUUUCAUAUUUCUUUACUACGUCUCGAAGUUAUUCUUUUAA